This is a messenger RNA of Penicillium soppii, 804 nucleotides long. RefSeq lists its product as uncharacterized. The record is from RefSeq and is a predicted model, not a curated record. The transcript has a single exon. NCBI's taxonomy places the organism in Eukaryota, Fungi, Ascomycota, Eurotiomycetes, Eurotiales, Aspergillaceae. Bases 1 to 804 code for a protein of 267 amino acids.
AUGGGCAACAAAGUCUCAGCCGUGCACGGAGUGAAGUCGGAUCAUUUCUACUACCAGGGUAACGCAAUCAACGAAAUCUGGGUUGGAGACGUCGAAAUUGUCUCACGUCUGCCCUUCGGUGACUCAGAUCAAGAACAAGCUGGGUGGCCAGCUGGCGGCGUUCCAAAGAUCCCGUGGCAUCAUUUCAUCAUUCCAAUGCACAAAAGAGACGAGGUCGGCAACAUGAGCGGCAGGGACAUCUUUCUGAAUAACCAAUACCGGCAAUGCACUUGUGAGGGAUGGCUUCCCAAAAAUGGGUACCUGGAAAUGUACACGGGAAUCGACCCUCACGCCGCAGAAUUGAUCGCGAUGCUUUCGUUUUCGUUCGCAGGAGCUUUGGCUUUUGUAUACUUGGGACAGGUUUCUAGUGCUUUCACUAUCUUUAAAUCGUCGUGUUCGGUAUCCAAAUGGUUAUCUGACCGUGGCAUGGAUGGAACUGAGCUCAAACGCCAAUCACUAUAUCGGUUUCGGAGCUCACUUCUGCGAGCUGCCAUGCUGCUGCCUCUUUUGGCUCUAGUUGUGGGUCUGGCACUGCCUGCCCUCGCUGCCGCUACUCAAAAGCGAAAUGCCGCUGCUUUCAUUAUUUCCCGUAUUGUGUGGUACAUCGCUGGAGGAUUCUCGGGUCUGCUGAUUGCUCCUCUUCUCAACAUAUACCUGACGAUACGACAGGAAUCAUGGCCAGGGGAUAUCCAAAUGGAUCUUCGGGAUUUGGCAUCCAGCGGCAGUUCCGUGGGAUUGGAACACGUUGAGCAUGCAGCCAAAUGA